AGAUGGAUCCGUCUUUCACAAUAUCUUAGAUACGCUGUCCUUGUCAAAACGCACGGGUCCUACCUACAUUAUUGUGUGUGUUGGUGAAUUGUGCGGGAGCUUUGGCGCGCUGUAGCGCAUUCGAGCGCUUUUGUUUUCAACCCCAAAGGACUUGUGUCACCUCCGUGCUGCGCCGCGAUGUCUGCCACGUCCCGGUGCUUGUUUCUCGUGCUGCUCAGUGUGCUUUCUGCCGGGGCUCAGACACAAAUGAAGAAGGUUGUUGGGGACAACACAACGCUGCCGUGCCAUCACCAGUUCCGCCAGUCGAACGGACAGACGCUGGACAUCGAGUGGAUCCUGCAGAAACCCAGCUCUCAACAGCGCGUGAUCAUCACGUUCUUCAACAAUGAGGUCUACACCAACGAUAACCAGGCAAGCCGCCUGUCCUUCGCCGGAGACUACCUGAACGGAGACGCCUCUCUUCUGAUCAACGACCUGCAGCUGAGCGACUCGGGCGAGUACCACUGCAAGGUGAAGACAGGGGGAAAGUACCUUUGGAGCCAGGUCAAUCUCCUGGUCCUGGUGAAGCCGUCCAAGCCGCGUUGUUGGAUGGACGGGCAUUUGCUGGAGGGCAGCGACGUGAGACUGAGCUGUAAGUCUUCCGAUGGCUCCGACCCCAUCUCCUACAAGUGGGAGAGAGUUCUGGACAAGGGCAGAAGCGUGGGAAAGCUGCCGGAGUUUGCUCUCAUCGAUCUGAAGAACCCUGAGAUUGUGACGUUGAGGAACCUCAGUCAGGAGAGCUCGGGUGUGUACAGAUGCACGGCCAGCAACGAUGUGGGAGAGGAGAACUGCAUCAUUGAAGUCACUAUGCAGUAUGUGCGAGGUAUAGGUGUGGUGGCUGGUGCCGUGGUCGGCGUGUCCUUCGGCGUCCUCAUCAUCAUCCUCAUUAUCUGGCUGGUCUUCCGCAAGAAAGAGAAGAAGAAGUAUGAGGAAGAGGAGACACCCAAUGAGAUCAGGGAGGAUGCCGAGGCUCCCAAAGCCAAGCUUGUUAAACCCAACUCGCUCUCCUCCUCUCGCUCGGGCAGCUCUCGCUCCGGGGCCUCGUCCACCCAGUCCAUGGUCCACAGCACCGCUCCGCGUGGCCAGCGGUCCCGGCCCCCAGCCAUCUGCGCCCUCAAGGAGAACGGUCAACCCCCUGAGUUCCUUCAGUCCUCCCCAGAACCGCUCACCACCCCCAAGUUCAGGCUGCCUAACCCACCGGUGGGCCUGGCCGUGCCCACCACGGGGGUCCUGAUGCCGCCGCAGAGCAAAGCCUUUCAGACUGUGUAGGGGAAAAUCAAAGACCAGCAACAACCCUGAACAGGAAACUCACUCUGACUUGUCCAACUGCAGAUAUGUCAGCUAAUGCAAUUACCGCGUUUAAAAAAAAAAAAAAAAAAAAAAAAGAGGAAGAAUUAAUAGUAUUUAAACUAAAAUCUAAAUGAAUGCAUACAUGAAAAGUGCUUGCCGAACUGUACAGAGACAAAACCAUCUUCCCGUCACUUCUUUGUGCACUUUCUCUGUCUCUUCAUCUUGCGCUCCCUGUCUGUCUAAAGUUACUUUUUGUUAUUUUUACCAUUUCACUCUUUCUUUCUUUGACUUUGAAGGCAUAUUGAGCGACGAGAUGGAAAGAUUUGCCCCAAGUGACGCUUUAUUUAUUUAUUGAAAGUGAAAGCACAGAGAAACCCAGGGUGAACAGAGUUUAUUAAAUAUCAAGGAUGACGGGAACAAUGAGAAGAAAGAAAAACAACAGACGACACUCACCUUGUAGAAAAGACUGGAAAGAUCAUCACUCAGCCUUCUCAAGUGGAAUCGUUGAAAAGGAUGAGAGAAAAGGCUUAUUUGAAGUUCUGCUAAUUCCCAGCAUGUGCUGCUGGUGGUCAGAUAAGCAAAGUGGCACCUUGUGACGGUAGAAGAAUUUCAAGCAACCCUGCAAACGCUCCAGCACAUAAAGACAUGGAUUUCAGAUGCAUUUACUUAAAGGAUCAGGUUUGGUCAUAAUAUUUUGGCAGUUUACUAUUAAGUUAGCGUUCGGUAUUUAUAUAUGUUUAAUGUACGACACUGUGGAACUGUACUGUAUGUAUGAUGUUGCUCCCAGUGUUCCCAGAAUAGACUUCCAAUCCACCUUGACCAGGACCAGUAUAUAACAGUUACUAAAUCAUGAUGAAUGGAUGAUUUUUUUUUUAUUAUUCACAUAAACAACCUGUGUUUUUGCAGGGUUACACUUGUGGACAAUGUUAGCCAUUGUUGCUAUCCUCAGGUGUCCUCCGCUCACGUUCACAUUUUACCGUCUUUGCUUUAUUUUGCAUUAUUUACAAAAUUAUCGUUUCAGGAAAUCUGGGAUGUCUGAAAUCUGAAGUAGGAAGUGAAAAUUUCCUGAAUGUGUGUUUAACCAAAUGUAGCCAUUGCUUGUAUUUCAUUUCAUUUCUAGAAUACCCAGUGGUACUAUUCUAGCAUCUGAGGCACAAAUAACUAAAUAUAACAUCAUUACACUAUCGUGGAUAAAAGAUCGCAGGGAUGGGAACUUAUUUCCGGCACUGGUGUGCAUCAAGGUUCUCCUUCAGGACCUUUAAAAAUGUGCUAUAAGAAAACAGCUGCCUCUUUGCGUCAGCGACUCCUUAUUGUCUCGGGACAGCACUGCCACAGGGCCGGUCAUUAUCCACAUCCUGGAGUCCAACAGAACCACCUAAGAACACACAAGUAGCCUAUUUUGUGUGCCUUUGAGAUUUUCUUUUUCUAUCCACUGACUCGUUUUUUUUUUUUUUGUAAAUGCCGGCCCUGUGUGUGCUGCUUGAUGAAGAUGGGAUCACGGGGCUGGACAAUAAGACAGCCCACUUCAUCUAGGAAUAGUGUAUAGUACAAUUAUCACAAUGUUUUAUAUUGUACAUAUUUAUAUGGACAGAUACACACACAAUAUCCUUUACUUUACAGGCGAUGGUUAAGAUAAAAUGUCAUCGAUACUGUAAAUGAAUACUAAAGCAUUUUUAAAGAUUAUUAGGAGAUCAGUCUACUCUGGGACUAGAACUAGUCUCCUUGGUAUAAAUAACUUCUCCCUCUCACUGUCUGUAUAGACUUAUUAUAAUACAUACCGAUCAUUCAUCUGUGUAUCUCAAAUCAGAGUAAAUUCAAUUACAUUUCUAGCAGUUUCAGUAGACAUCAUCACAAAGCAACUCUACAGGAAUCCAGAUGUAGAUUUAGACUUCUAACAAGCAAGCCAGAUGUGACAAUGGUAAAAAAAAAAACAUUUAUCCCCCAAAAAAUGUAAUCCAAAUAGGGAAGAAGACGCAAUCUUGAAAGGAACCAGUCCUCUUCUGGGUCAUACCGGAUAGUGUGAUUACUAAUCAUUUUCAUAACUACAGUGGAACCUUGGAUUAUGAGCAUAAUACAUUUCGAAAGUGGGCUCAUAUUUCAGAAUACUUGUAAACCAAAGCAAAUUUCCCCAUAAAAAAUAAUGGAAACUUAAAUUAUUCAUUCCACAGCCAAAAAUAAAUGCAUAAAAAUAAUUAAUACAAGAUAUAAAGUAAAAAUAAAACAAAUUAACCUGCACUUUACCUUUUGCGUGCGUGUAUGUGUGUUUGUGUACGAGUGUAAAUCUAAACUAAAAGUAGAGGAGGAAUCAGCCCCUCCCGUCUCCCCCUUCUCAUCUUACACAGUAAACCUUUCUCCUCUCUUAUUUAAAUUUUUUACA
Molecule: messenger RNA, 3706 nt
Organism: Clarias gariepinus (North African catfish)
Lineage: Eukaryota; Metazoa; Chordata; Actinopteri; Siluriformes; Clariidae
Gene: clmpb
Product: CXADR like membrane protein b
Exons: 7
Coding region: 178-1308 (376 amino acids)
Cellular component (GO): cell surface; membrane; cytoplasmic microtubule
Source: RefSeq, a predicted model, not a curated record